UCUCUCUCUCUCUCUCUCUCUCUCUCUCUCUGAAAAUGUAGCUUCAUCACACCAUAAAACCACUCCCAGCUUUGUGUUGCAGCCAUUUAAUCUUGAGAAAUGAAAAGAAUAGACCUCUUUUGUGCAUCCCCGGCCUCUACAGCAAUAUGUAGUGCUAUGGAUGAAAAGUCCACGGUCCGACAGAGCAGCAGAGCCAUUGAUCGCCAGUUGUCCCAUCUAAUUGAUGGUCAGAGAAGGAAACCCCACAACCCAUCUUCAGGAUCACCCUCAAUUCCAAAAUCCAACCAUCAAAAGGGUAGGAAAUUAAGCUCUUCCAAACAAACUGAUCUAAGUAGCCCACUUGGUUCAUCUAGAUAUCUCUUGGGAGAUGCAUCCUUCUUCGGUGUAUCAUUGGAUCAAGACCGACUUCCUGCAUUGGCUCCGAUUAAUCUAACGGCUUCUCGAUUGGUCAGCGAAUCAGACAUUUUCAGGCCAUCAGAUGAUAAGGUUGUAGAAUUGAAGGUAUCUUUGCACUGCAAGGGUUGUGAAGGAAAAGUGAGGAAGCACAUCUCCAGAAUGGAAGGGGUGACAUCUUUCAGUGUAGAUUUCUCAGCCAAGAAAGUGACGGUGAUCGGUGAUCUGACCCCUUUGGAAGUCCUAGCCAGUAUUUCUAAAGUGAAGAAUGCAGAGUUCUGGCCAUCAUCAUCAUCUUAGUCAUCUUCAUCUUUACCGUCCAUUUUCCGACCAUCGAAAUAAAAUGGCCCACAGACCCAAUUGAUGGUGUCCUGGGGCCCCGGAGUUGGAACAAAAGAGGACCAUCAUUUUGGAUAUCCAAAUCCUAGAUCUGAUGGCCCACAUGGUUGGUAGACCAUACCCCAAAGUCCUCCAAGAUAAGAAUAUCCUAGCGUCUAUGGAUUUUUUGUCUUUUUUUUUUUGGUGGGGUUGAAUGUGGACCUUUUUGCUUGUUUCUUAAACCUUAAUUUUUAAGGCUCAUAAUUAAAGGGUUAGCAUUGUUCCAUUGAAGAGAUCUUCGGGGAAAGACCAUCCACAAUGAUAUCCAUCAUAGGAACGGUCCAGAUCAUUAAGUCAUGUGCCCACUUGUACGGAAUAAACACGUGGGCCCACUUCAUGGAUUGAAAAGAUCAGAUUGUGUAAUCUGGAAUGGAAUCUGGGUCGCCAAAAUGAGAAAACAA
This is a messenger RNA of Magnolia sinica, 1172 nucleotides long. RefSeq names its product protein SODIUM POTASSIUM ROOT DEFECTIVE 2-like. Lineage: Eukaryota; Viridiplantae; Streptophyta; Magnoliopsida; Magnoliales; Magnoliaceae. The record is from RefSeq and is a predicted model, not a curated record. The coding region runs from base 100 to 693 and encodes 197 amino acids. Gene Ontology annotation, molecular function: metal ion binding. The transcript has 3 exons.